Molecule: messenger RNA, 1936 nt
Organism: Diaporthe batatas
Lineage: Eukaryota; Fungi; Ascomycota; Sordariomycetes; Diaporthales; Diaporthaceae
Exons: 2
Coding region: 261-1106 (281 amino acids)
Source: RefSeq, a predicted model, not a curated record
GCUUGAUCACACAUCGUGUCCGCUCUCGCAGGGACCAAGUUCGGGAUAGUCACACUGCAGGCCAAGCGUCGUAUCCUGCGAAUCCCGGCAAGCCCCCUCGGCCGGGUUUUGAAGGGCACCUUUGCCCUAUUUCCUCCUGGCCUUUCGACUUCCUCCUGAGACCAAUCUCACUCCUUUCGAUGACUGCCUGGAGGUCCGUCCCGCGAAUCUAAUACCGGUAGUCCUGCUAGGGCGUACCAAUACCAUUGCCCCGGGUCAACAUGCUGUCUCACAUGCCCACCGCACUGUGCCUACUGCUCUGCAGCGCCGCUAGCACCAUUGCAUCCAGCGUCAUCACCUUUUCCGACGCAGACUGCCAACAGUCCCAGACUCGCAUUGCAGGCGAGAAUGGCUACCCGGAUGGCUUCUGCACAAACAUCGCCGACAAGGCUGGCACCACCUACCAGAGUUUCAUGUUCACUGUCCUCGACGAUGGCUGCGUCCCCACAAUCUAUCUAAGUGACACUACCGAGGAUCAAUGCUCAGGCUUUCCCGAGGUGGGGUUUCUCUCGAGAUGCUACAAUACAUCAUGGAUCUACUACAGCAUCGACGGCUGCACUCCCCUCGGCUCAGGCGACACCUCAUCUGGAGCCUCCACGACGCUGCCAACAUCUUCAACGGCCGCGGCGUCUGACACGAGUUCGGCGCCAGCUGCCACCACCUCUCACCGCGUCUCGGAUGGUGCUAUUGCCGGGGCAGUCGUCGGCAGCGUCUGCGGGCUCGGCAUCAUAGCAGCCGUCUGCGUCUAUUUCUUCUGGUUCCGACCAAAGCAGCGCGAGAGGAAGAGGGAACUCAAGAGGGAGAUCGAGGAGUCCGGCAUGAGAGAUGCUGCCGGUGCCGGAUCUGCCGGUGCCGGGAGGAAGGAGGAGGAGGACGGCGAGGCGUACCUGAUCAACAUGCGUGAGUCGCAGCAGCAGUCACACGAGAUGCAGGCCAUGCCCGACGUGUUUGAGGCGCCGGGAGACAACCGCGCGAACGAGAUGGGCGUUGACGGGGAGGUGCCGGUGGAACUGCCUGGAGACCACCAGUACGACGGCCAGUACUACCAGAAGAAGCCCAGACCAUAAUUCGGAGACUCGCUACUUCAUAAUGGUUGGUCUGGCCGCUUGGGAGCAAGUUCAAUUGGGUGGAGCAUCAUAUGGACAAGCGCGGCGUUCCGGGGAACACUGUAGAUUUCACAACUGGCGAUCAUUGCUUUGACUAUUAUCCUUAGCUCACCGCACAAGUCGUUGAAUGGCAUGUGUGAGAUUGUGUUCAUGACAGAAUGCAACACAUCCCUCAACUAUCGCAUUGCGGCGUUGUCUACCUACUUAAGUAGGUAGUAUUUUCCCGUGGUCUGCUCGCGCAUUGAAGUAUCUCAAGCUGGGGUGUGCCCAGAAGGAUUAGACCGAUCGCAAUCGCUCUUGUCACCCGACUGUCCCCUAACAAUUUCCAGCGUCAGACAGACGACACGAAGCUUAAACACUGCUAGCAAGUCAAGUGUGUCGUCUCGAUUCUCGAAGACCAGAAAUUUCGGUCGCACGCCGAUUAUCCCGAGCAGCACAUGAGGCACUGCCGUCACAAAAGACGACCCCUCGAAGAUAAAGACAAGGCCAGGCCACUUGGACACAGCUGUAGUUGCGAGAAGCAUUCACAGACAGCUGAUACAGGAAGCUACGACAAGGUCUUGGGAGAGAAACUGAAAUUGUGUACGUCUUAAGGAGGGAAGCGGCGGUGAAGACGCCACUGGACUCACGCAUGAUGCGGACGCAUAGAAAGUCUCCAACAUUGAUAUCCCAAAAGCUACCCUAGGGUAAAUGAGAUUGACUUAACUUUUUCAACAACUUCUCACAAAUCAAGCAUAGGCUGGAGUAUUAUGUGAUCAUCAUAUUUGUUGCCAUUUCUCAGCGGAAUAACA